AUGCAUUCUCAAAUAUUUAUGUAUGGUUUAUGGACUACUAAUGCUAAGUACAGAGAGGACUUCACAACAACAGGAGCUAUGCAAUUUGAGAUUAAGAUAUAUGAAGGAGCAGAGUAUGUCUUAGUAGAACCAGAAAACAAUGUUAUCAGCUAUAAAAACCUACAGGACUUCAAGAUUAAUAUAAAAGCUAGUUGUAGUUUCCUGUCAGUCAGCUGGCCAGACAGUUACAAGACUUUGUUUGUGGGCAGAACUCUGAGCAUAACUGUCACCCCUGAAAGUCCUUACGUUGACAAUAUUACACACUACAAUUACCUGGUUUCUUCUAAGGGAAAAGUUGUCCACUUUGGAAUAGAGAAGAAACUCCCAGGUUUAUCCUCCCAACUCUUGAACCUUCCCCUGUCUCAGCACAUGGCUCCUACAGCCUGUCUCCUGGUCUACUACUUUGUCACAGGAAUUCAGACAACAGAUUUAGUGUCUGACUCAGUCUGCCUAAAGAGUCAAGAAAAAUGUGGCAAUCAGCUUCAGAUACAUCUGUCUCCAAAUAAAGAUGCAUAUUCACCAGAUGAAGACCUUUCUCUUACUGUUGAAACUCAGUCAGAAUCAUGGGUAGUGGAUGUUGCUUAA
This is a messenger RNA of Sorex fumeus (smoky shrew), 624 nucleotides long. RefSeq names its product complement C5-like. Lineage: Eukaryota; Metazoa; Chordata; Mammalia; Eulipotyphla; Soricidae. The record is from RefSeq and is a predicted model, not a curated record. The transcript has 6 exons. The coding region runs from base 1 to 624 and encodes 207 amino acids.